This is a messenger RNA of Dromiciops gliroides (monito del monte), 592 nucleotides long. It is a transcript of the gene CMC1, whose product is annotated as C-X9-C motif containing 1. The coding region runs from base 102 to 455 and encodes 117 amino acids. NCBI's taxonomy places the organism in Eukaryota, Metazoa, Chordata, Mammalia, Microbiotheria, Microbiotheriidae. The transcript has 4 exons. Gene Ontology annotation, cellular component: mitochondrion. The record is from RefSeq and is a predicted model, not a curated record.
CGCAGGCGCGAGUCCGAGGAGCGUGGCGGAAGUAGGCACCAGGGAAAGAAAGGAGAGGUCACGGGAUACCAUUGGACUUCGCCCCGCCCCCCUCCGGCGCUAUGGAGACGUCAUCGCCGUCGCCGCAGCCGGAGAUGGAGCUGAACCAGGCAGAAGACCAUCUCAGACAUGUAGAAAAAGAUGUUUUGAUUCCUAAGAUUAUGAGAGAGAAGGCCAGAGAGAGGUGUUCUGAUCAAGUGCAAGACUUCACCAAAUGCUGCAAAGACUCUGGCUUUCUUAUGGUGGUAAAAUGUAGGAAAGAAAAUUCAGCAUUAAAAGAAUGCCUAAUUGGGCACUAUAAAAACCCAGACUUUUAUGAAGAAUGCAAAAUGGAAUAUUUGAAGGAAAGAGAAGAAUUCAGAAAAACUGGAGUUCGUUCUAAGAACAGGUUGCAGAAGCUUCCUACCAGCAUUUAGCAAAAUAAUUAUGAAUAAUGUUCACCCUAAUUCUAAUGGCAAGAAUGUGAGGCAAUAAGUCACUAUCUUUGGUUUGCCCCUAAAUAUCAUGGAAAUGUUUUUGUUAGUUGAAAUAAAUAUCUUUUAUUAAAUUUCUA